UGUUGGCAAUCUACUUUCUCGGGAGAUGCUUUACGAUCUUUUGGACUUUGCUCGAGAGAAGAACAUCCAUAUUAUAUCAGAUGAAAUAUUUGCGGGGUCUAUGUAUGGCAAAGAGGAGUUUGUCAGCAUGGCUGAAGUUCUUGACUCAGAGGAUUCUGAUAAAAGCAGGGUUCAUAUAGUUUAUGGGCUAUCAAAGGACCUCUCUCUCCCAGGAUUUAGGGUUGGAAUGAUCUAUUCAUUUAAUGAGAAUGUUUUAGCUGCUGCUAGAAAAUUAACUAGGUUUUCUUCUAUUUCUGCUCCAACCCAAAGGUUACUAGUUUCAAUGCUUUCGGAUACAAGAUUCAUUGAGGAAUACAUUGAGACCAAUAAAAAGAGGAUACAAAAUAUGCAUGAUUUGUUUGUGGCUGGUCUGCAAGAGUUAGGUAUUAAUUGUGCUGAUAGCAGUGCUGGCUUGUAUUGUUGGGCUGAUAUGAGCAAGUUAACCCCCACUUACAGUGAGAAAGGCGAACUUGAGCUAUGGGAUAUGCUAUUGAAUGUGGCUAAGAUCAAUGUAACUCCUGGUUCAGCUUGCCACUGCAUAGAACCAGGAUGGUUCCGGUGUUGUUUUACUACCUUAGCUCUGGAGGACAUUCCUGUGGUUAUGGGACGGAUUCGAGAAGUUGCUGAAAUCUGUACACAAUCCAGUUGAAAAUACUAUAAAUCACAUUUGAGCUAUUUGCUUUGAUCACUGCGUAAUAAUAACAUUGAUACAUUCCAGGCUUGUAAAUUAUUUACAUCCUAAUUUUCUGAAGCCAGAAACUGAUUUGGAAGCUUCAUGGGUUGUAUUGAACAGCAAAGCCGAUUGGGCCCCUAUUCUACAAGAAUUUGAGUCUUGGCUGGAACUUCUUCCAUUGUAAUCCUUCAAUCAGUUUUAUGCCAGUUCCAAAGAUGCAGCAUCCGGGAGCUCUUUCCUUAAGAAAUUCCUGUCAUAGUUUCAUUCAGGCAAGAGUAGAAUGUCAUUAGUAGAUAGUUAGAAUUACAACUUUCUGUUUCUACGGUAGUGCCAAAAGGUGAUAAUAUUGGUUUUUUGGACAAAAGAAAUGAAAGAAGACAAUUUGAAAUGCAAAUUUUGGCUCUUUUACUUUAAUGAAAAAGCAGUUUUGUUCUAGACAUACUACCUAGUUAUUCUAAAGCAGCUUAA
Theobroma umbraticum is the source of this 1180-nucleotide messenger RNA. RefSeq names its product 1-amino-cyclopropane-1-carboxylate synthase 12 (gene ACS12). The record is from RefSeq and is a predicted model, not a curated record. Gene Ontology annotation, biological process: amino acid metabolic process; biosynthetic process. Gene Ontology annotation, molecular function: aromatic-amino-acid:2-oxoglutarate transaminase activity; L-aspartate:2-oxoglutarate transaminase activity; pyridoxal phosphate binding. Lineage: Eukaryota; Viridiplantae; Streptophyta; Magnoliopsida; Malvales; Malvaceae.